AAUGGCUUCCGGCUGUUUAUUUGCCAAGCGUUAGAGUAUUAGGGAGGAAUAAUGUUAAUCUGGCAGAAUCACAAUAUCGUCGAGAACUCCAGGAAGCUAUAGCCACAUGUGAAAUAAAUUGUUCACAAAGCAAACAAAAGCUGGAGGAUAUCUUAUCACAUUUAACUCCAUUUCCAAGGUCUACGUUGCUGUCUGUAUCCGGGUGUGCGCGAGCGAUUCAUUUUCCGGCAUCGGCAUGGGCUUCUCAUUCCAUGCUAGGUUUGGUACAGCGUCAAAGAAAUUAUGAAGAUUCUUGGGGUAUAGAGAAAGAAAAGAUUUGGGGGACAAUUGAGCCAGAAGCUCCUAUAGCAUCCGGAGUAGUUGAUCUUACAGGAAGUGGAGAUACGUUUGCAAAUUUAUUAUCUUUGGAGACGAGGCAGUUCUUAACAAGACAUUCGUUUCACAAUAAUGAGAUUCCUGAACAGAUUGGUAUAAUGACAAAUGAAUUCGUAAGCACGUACAAUGAUCUAAGCUCUGAUUUUGAUCCAGUAUUAAUGCGACCAAUAAGUUUUCCACAAGGAGAGAUGACCCUCGAAACUAGGCGCAUUCUAAUGACAGUUUUUGAUUUAUUGGAAGGAUUACGCCAUAUUUGGAGUUGUAGACCAUUGUUAACAGAAGAUGAUUAUG
Ambispora gerdemannii is the source of this 666-nucleotide messenger RNA. Lineage: Eukaryota; Fungi; Glomeromycota; Glomeromycetes; Archaeosporales; Ambisporaceae. The record is from the annotation of a GenBank genome assembly.